This is a messenger RNA of Camellia sinensis, 1781 nucleotides long. NCBI's taxonomy places the organism in Eukaryota, Viridiplantae, Streptophyta, Magnoliopsida, Ericales, Theaceae. The record is from RefSeq and is a predicted model, not a curated record.
GAAAAAAAGCCCCUCUCUCGCUCUUGUCUUCUCCCCUGGUGCUCUUUCUCUCUCUACAAAACUCGCUUUCUCUCUCCUCUGCAACUGAUUACUACAAGAUCCAACCAUUCUCCUAGAUUCUGAUUCACUUUUGCGCUGAUCUCAUCUCCGAUUCUCUCGGUCCAAAAUCGAGCUGCGGCCAUUACUGCUCUCAAGAAAGGGGCAUAUUUGCUUAAGUAUGGAAGAAGGGGGAAGCCUAAGUUUUGUCCGUUCCGACUGGCAAAUGAUGAAUCUGUACUAAUUUGGUUCUCAGGGGAAGAGGAGAAACACCUCAAACUAAGGCACGUGUCUAAAAUCAUUUCAGGGCAGCGCACUGUAAGUUUCUUGCUGUGACGACAAUAUCAUUGUAUAACUACUCUGUCUACACUUUAAAGCUUAUGAAGGAAUGGUAAAUAUUCAUUGAUGUCGAAGUCUACAGUGGGGCUGAGUAGAGUGUUAGAUUGCCGAAGUUUUACAUAAUCCUCAUCUUAUUGCAGCAUCCAUAAGAAAUCAAUGGCAUACCUAUUUUUCCACCGUUCUGCCCUAACUAACUUCUACAGUGCUUGAUCUUCCAGAUCUCGUCCUCAGCUUGCUAGAUUUUCCUCCAUGGAGUCCUUCAAGCGAGUGGAAAGUCGGUCUUCCAAGAAAAACAAGAAACCAGAAUUCAACAGUAGUCGUGUGUCACCUAUUCCAAAUGGGAAUUCACAAUGGGGGGAUUUUAAUGUCUCUAAAUCAUUUAAUCCAAUGUUUGGCUCGUCCAAGAAGUUUUUCUCAGCUUCUGUACUUGGGUCCAGAAUUGUUUCUUGGGCAACAUCGCUAAUAUCAAGACGAUCGAGCCCACCUCGUUCCACGACACCAACACCUACUCUUGGUGGACUUACCUCUCUGAAAAUUGUUGUGGAUGAUGCUAAGAGAAUAUAUGAUAGCCUUAGCCAAGAAGUUACUAGGUUAAGACAACAGGUGGAAAAUCUUACCCUGAAAGCUCAACUUCAAGAAGUAGAGUUGGAAACCGUAAAGGAAGUGAUCAAGUCACUUACUGCUGGUAACCGCAGUUCAGGCCAAAGCAGACAAGGCCAGUCAAAAACAACAACCAGAAAUGGUGGCAGAACUAAAGAAGGUGAUUCUCGUAAUGACAAUGAAUGGGUUGUGCAAGACAAGCCAGGUGUUUAUAUCACGCACACCUCCUUACCUGGCGGUGUUAUAGAUCUUAAGCGAGUACGGUUCAGUCGGAGGCGGUUUAGUGAGACACAAGCGGAACAAUGGUGGGCGGAGAACCGGGCAAGAGUAUACAAACAGUACAACGUGUGCGAGGUUGACAAGUCAAGUGUGGGUGUUGGGAGUGAGGACUGUGGACAUUGACUGACGUGGAAAUGUUCAUAUGCAAAAUCAAAAAGUAUUAUCUUUUAAAAAAAUUUGAUCUAAAUUCAUGGUUGAGGAAGGUCUUAUUGAUCCAUUAGUUUGGCUAUCAUGUUAUCAAGGGUUGAGGAAAGGUUUGCUAUAAAGUGAGAAGUGGAGUGGUUUGAUUGGGUUUUCUUUUAUAUUUCGCCGCUUAAAUUUCUAUUUUGCAUUUUAAUUUUUUUUUCCUGAAAAUGUGUACUUUGUGUGGGGGAAUUGAGGGUGAGAAAUGUAUUUGGGAAUCAUGACAUAGUUUAACUUGUUUUACUACUGUGGUGCCCAACCACCACUCCCAAAUGCUGCCACCGAAGGAGUUCUUAAAACUCAUGUAUUUGGUCUCCUAUAAGUUUGUUAUCUUUCGUUUUAUA